Megalobrama amblycephala (Wuchang bream) is the source of this 6858-nucleotide messenger RNA. RefSeq names its product apolipoprotein Bb, tandem duplicate 2 (gene apobb.2). Gene Ontology annotation, biological process: lipoprotein transport; triglyceride mobilization; cholesterol transport. Gene Ontology annotation, cellular component: mature chylomicron; low-density lipoprotein particle; very-low-density lipoprotein particle. Gene Ontology annotation, molecular function: low-density lipoprotein particle receptor binding; cholesterol transfer activity. The record is from RefSeq and is a predicted model, not a curated record. NCBI's taxonomy places the organism in Eukaryota, Metazoa, Chordata, Actinopteri, Cypriniformes, Xenocyprididae. The coding region runs from base 628 to 6714 and encodes 2028 amino acids. The transcript is spliced from 24 exons.
AGGGAGCCAAUGUAAUGUUGACAGAACUGGGCUAAUAUGGUCAUACUUUCUGGUUCUAGUAAGAACUCUAGCUGCCGCAUUUUGGACCAAAAGUCACAAUUUUGAUAUACAUCAUUUUGAUAUAUAUUAAGUAAUAAUUGUUUCUUUUUUAUCAUAAUUAUGAUAUAUGCCUAAGUUAGGAUAUAAAAAGUCAAAAUCAUAACAUAAAAAGUUGAAAUUGACAUAUUAAGUCAUAAUUUGAUUUUGACAUAACGAGUAAAGAAUUAUGACAUAAGUCAUAAUUAUGAGAUUAAAGUCGAACUUAUUACAUAAAAAGUCAUAAUUAUGACAUACUUAGUCAUAAUUGUGGCCCUUUGGAUAAGAUGUGUCAUUAAUCAGCUCAGUUCUUCUCCAAUCCUGUCAGUGCAGUUAAAUCAAUAAUAUUACUGAAACCUCAACUAAGCAAACCAAUGGCGAGCCCAAUGUUUAUUAGCAAACUAUGUCUGUUUGUUCUAUUAGCCUCUUUGAGAAAUCAAUGUCAAACUUGGCUCUGUCAGCCUAUGAAUGAACUUUGGAGUAAGAAAACACAUGAGAUUGUUUUACUAUAAAUGUGCUGAAAACUGAGAGGAAAACAGUUCUGAAGCCAUCAUGGCCGACAAUAAGCUCCAGCUUCUGAUGCUUUUGAUCGUCGCUGUGUCCGACGCUCAGGAUGAAGGAGUGCCAUGCUCGAUGGCCAAAAGAUACAAGCCUUUCAACAAGUAUGAAUACUUCUAUGAGACGGAGUCCUUGAAUGCUUUGAACGGGGCAGUCAACGGCCCCAAGGCCAGCUGCAAGGUUGAGAUCGCGGUUCCUGAUACAUGCAGCUACAUUGUGCGCACUGCCGACUGCACGCUGAGUGAAGUGAUAGACGUCGAUGCGGAUGGAAACCCAGUGUUUGGAGCAGCUGCUGGUGCGGAGGACUUCAAAACCGCCAUGGAGAGACAUCCUCUGAAGUUCACCGUUGAGGGAGACGAUGACAUCAAGCUUUUCCCUGAGGAGGAUGAGCGGAUAAACAUCCUCAACAUCAAGAGGGGAAUCAUCUCUGCUCUUGCUGUCCCGGUGCUUGAGGAGGACAAGAACAAAGACAUGCCCACCAUCUACGGUCUGUGUAAGACUGACUAUGUCGUGAACACCAGAGAGGACGUCGCCACCGAAGUCACUCUUACAAGAGACUUGUCUGCUUGUGACAAGUUCAGGCCAGUCGAUGACCACACCAGUCCCCUCGCCCUCAUCACCGGCAUGAAAUAUCCUCUUGCUCAGCUGAUCAAAAGCAAACAGACCUGCAACUACAAGUUUAAUAAUGAGCAGCACCACAUGACCUCUGGAACUUGCACCGAAAAACAUGUUCUUGCGCUCUUUUCACACAAGAGAGAAUAUGGAGUGAUCAAUACUGGCAAACAGGCUUUGACACUUCUGGGAGUUUCUAAGUACAAUGACCAAAUCUUUGAACACAAUGUGGCCAACAUGAAACCCCUCCAUCCAGACAGCAGUGUUGACAUGAGCCCCAUCCAGGAUAAAGAAUCCGCUCUUGUUGUUCUGAGGGAAAUUGCUGACCUCUCCAAGACCAAUGAUGGACGUAAGAGAGCCCACUUGGCCCACAAGCUCAUAGCUGUGAUCCGCAAGAUGGAAUCUGAAACCUUGACAGCCGUUGUUCCCGAGGCAUUGGAAAUCUCUCAGUCUUUGACGUACCAGGCUUUGCUACAGUGCGGUACACCAGAAUGCGUCAGUGCUAUCAUGCAGUUAUUCAGGACCUUUGACACAUCCUCAGUUGAGAUUGACGCUGCUGUAUAUGCCAUGGGAAUGAUACCCAGGUCCUCCCGCGUACUUGUAAAGGAAAUGUUGGCGAUGGCAAAGUUCAAGCCAAGCAAACCCAUCUACUACGCUCUCAGCAAUGCUGUGAGGAGGCUCUUUGAGAUGGAUGGAGUCACCAGUGAGAUCCAGGCAGUGGCUGAUUACACCCUUGAACAGAUCGGUGAUUGCACGGGUGACCAGGAACACGUCUUUCUUUCUCUGAGGGUCAUUGGCAAUAUGGUGGCUGCACUGGGAGCUGCGCGCCCUGCUUUGCAGUCUUCUGUUAUUCAAUGCAUCAAGCAGCCGGCUGCCUCCCCUGCAGUCCAACAGGCCGCUGUCCAGGUCUACAGACAGAUUCCUGUACCUGAAGAGGGCCGAGAGGUGCUCUUGCAUGCUGUUCUGGAUAGAACUGCAUCCAUACAGAAGCGUGUAGCCGCAUAUCUCAUCUUGAUGAAGAACCCCACGCAUGCUGAACUCGAUCAACUAGCAGCGGCUCUCCAUGUUGAGGAAAAUCCUCAGGUCAAGAGCUUCAUCAUCUCUCACAUCAGCAACAUCUUGACCUCGACAGCACCAGAGACCCUGGACUUGAGACAGAAGAUUCAAGAGGCCUUUCAAGGCAAUGAAAUUGAAAUGCUCACUGAAUCCACCAAAUUCUCUCGGUACUACAGACUUGGAUCUUUAGAGGGAAAUAUGAUUUUUGAAUCUCCAAAUGAACUUCCAAGGGAGGUCAUGGUGGAGAUGACCUUGAAUGCUUUUGGGUUUGAUAUGGACUUGAUUGAGAUUGGCAUGGAGGGAAAGGGCUUUGACCCCAUUGUGGAGGCCAUCUUUGGUGAAGAUGGAUUCUUCCCAGAUACAAUCAUGAAGACCACUUUAUACGCUACUGACAAGAUGCCCGCCCAACUCAAUGAGGUCUUGGACAACAUGCUGCCGAUCAUGAGAAAUGAUAGGAAGAAAAGACAGGCUUCUCAAAACAUAUUCAAUGAAAUCAGUCAUAAUGUCAACAAGCUUAUGGAGGAUUUAAAGGCCCAGGAUGCUCCUGAAGCGAUGGUGUAUCUCAAGCUCCUGGGUGCUGACCUUGGGUAUCUCGAUACAAAAGAUGGCAAGAUGAUUCAGAAUCUCCUUAAGAUGAUCCCCACUGAUUUCCUCAAAAGACUGCUCUCAAGUGUCGACAACGAGCUUUUCCUUCACUACAUCUUCAUGGAUAAUGAGUUUUAUCUGCCCACCAGCGCUGGCUUUCCACUGAGAGUUGCUCUGUCUGGUACAUUUACUCCUGGAGUCAAAGGAGGAUUGAGCUUUAAUCCAGGCAUGAGGGAAUUUGCUUUGACGCUGUCUGCUGGCAUUGGGUUUGUGACUGAGAUUGGGACUCACUUCCCCGACUAUGUUCAUUGUGGUCUGGAGAUGCACACGAACAUCUAUCAUGAGAGCGGCGUCAGAGCAAAGCUCUCUGUGACUGACGGCCAGCUCAAGCUCUCCAUUCCAGCUCCUCGUGGGCCAACUGAGCUCAUCAGCGUCAUCAAUUCUCUGGUGUCUGUUGUUGGUGCCAAGACUAAGUCCAUUCCUGUCAAGGGCGAGUAUAUUAACAUGAAUAAAUGCACUGCUCUUUUCCUUGGACUGAAGUACUGUGCAGCCCUGAAGUAUCCUGAUGCAAGGUCAAACGAUGCUGCCCCUUACUUUCCUCUCUCUGGUGACAGCAAAUUUUCUGUUGAGCUCCAUCCAUCUGAAGAUGUCACAGUGUAUAUCGCCACCAUCAGCUACGCCUAUGAGGACGAGGCAGACAAAGUCACGUUUAGCGUGAAGGCUGAAGGAACAUCCUUUGAGGCCAGAAAUGUAGUGAUAUUAAACAGACAGCAGUACAGUUUCUCUGCAGAGUUGCUUAUCGAUUCUCUUCAGCUUGAUUCUAAAGUUUCUGCAAAACUGAAGCAUGCUGAGAAGCUGACUUUGGAAAUUGAGAGUGACCUAAAACUCCCAGAGACGACUUCUGUUCAAACACUCAUCCUGAAAUAUGAGAAUCAGAAGAUUGAGGCUGAAUUUAAAUCUGAUGUCAGGUCUGAGAUUCAAAGAAUCAUUCCCAACAUCAGUGCCAUUGAAACAUUUGUCAGGAGCCUUCUUGAUCACCAGAUUGGCCUGAAUGAGAUGAAGGUCCGUGAUGUUCUGGCAAAGACAGCUGUGGAUUUGGGAGUUCAUGCCGUGCCUGUGAUCACUCUUCCAGAAAGACUCUUCUUGAAUGUAGAGGCUGCUGCUAAAUAUCACUUUGGCCAGGAUACCAUCUAUACCAUCACUCUUCCCUUGCCCUUGGGUGGAAAAUCCUCUAGAGAUCUGAACUUUCCCACAACCCUCUCAACACCAAACCUGAUUGUACCUCAUCUUGGUCUGGAAUUUGAAUCCACUAGCAUUAAUCUUCCAGAGUUCUCCAUUCCCUGGGGUGUGUUGCUGUCUGUGCCGACUCUCGAAUUGGUAGAGAUGUCUGGAAAACUAAACAGCAACUUCUACAACUUAGAAGCAGCUGUGUCUGCUGCCAGAGAUCCUGCUGCGAGCUAUUCUGCCAUGUUUGAAGUCACUGGCACAAGUCCUCUUGAACUCCUCUCCCUAAAGGUCGAAGGAUCUGCUCUAGUUGAGGCCACACCUGGCGAAUCUCUCAAGGCUAACGUAAAGACUGCGCUUCACCACAACAUCAUCAGUGCCACCAUAAGCAUUAAGGAGGAAGUGGAGUUUGCUGAAAAACUCAGUGUAAAAUCCAAAAGCAAGUUUGAAGUAACUAGCCGUGUUGGAGUGCAAGUUUUGCUGGAACACACUGGACAGUUUGGAGUUGAUGCUGAGGAGAUCUCUGGAGAUGGAAACCUUGAAGGAUCCUUCAAGGCUGGUUCAGUCAAUGGUUCAUGCAACCUCUUCCAGUCAGCCUCAGUCCUCCCAUUCAGACCAGAGGCAACGAUUAAAUCUUCAUUGAAAGUAGAUUCAACACUUCUUCAAGCUCAGAACUCCUUUGCUGUAGCCUUUGCCAAUGGAGAAGUGAUAAUUCAUUCCAACAACACGGCAUUUGACAACCUUCUAACAUUGCAAAACAUUGCUAAAAUCGCCUUCAAGGAAUCAGACCUUGUUCUAAAUUCUCAUACAGAAGCACGGGCUCUUGGCCUGAAGAUCCAAAAUGUAGCUGAGACCAGAGCUGGUGUUGGAGCAGUCAGCAUUAAGAUUGAGACCUCCACUCACAGCUCUGAAGAGCAAAUCCAUUCCCUUUUCAGAGGAGCACUGGACAUCGAUGGUCUAGCUAUUCACAAUGAUGCCUCCGUUAAACUCAUGGGACACAAAGCUCUCCACAAAGCCAUUCUGAAGCUCAAUAAAGAUGGCCUGACCACCAAUGGCACAACCUUACUGCAGAGCCUCUUGAGUCUGGAGGAGCUUCAGCACACCUUUGAGAUCACCUACAAAAAUGAAACUGCCACUGCUCAGAGCAAAACCAUUGGAAAUCUCAUGGGAAGUCUCAUUAACCACAACACUGAACUGGAGAUUGCUGGACUUUCUGGCACAAUCAAAAAUCAUAUACGUGUCAAAUCCAUAUUAUUUGAUUUUGAAACCAACACUCAUGGUACAACUAUUCCAUUCAGAGUCAAUUUUGAUGCCACUGUUAAUGGUAAAUGUAAAACACAUAUGUAUGGAUACGAAAAUCAUGAGGUUAUCGCAAAAGUCCUUCUGAAAGCAGAACCACAAUCCAUUGCUCACUCUCAUGAAUGCAAGAUCUCAUCCCUCCUAGACUAUGGUGUCUUCAUUAAAUCACAAUUUGAAAGCAUGUCUGACACUCUGCUGAUCCCCUCUGAACAAAAGACUAAAGUGACAGUUAAGGCUAAAGUGAAUGACUAUGCCAUUGAACAGGAAAUCAGUGCUUACAAUACUCCAGUGCGGCUUGGGCUGGAAGGGUCUGGAAAGGUGCACACCAAUCUGUUCAACACUGUCAAUACUGAUUAUCAGGACUUUGCAGUCUCUGGCUUCCUAAAGUAUGAUAAAAGCACUGAUAUACAAUCAGUUAGCUUGCCAUUCAUUCAAAGUUUUUCUCUAGUCCCUGACAACAUUAGAUUAUUACUUGUGAGCAUGGGCGAGACCCUGAGGAAUUACAUCAACCGAGAGGGGAUUGCUUCAAAAAUUCAGAGCUUACCUCAGCAUGUUAGUGACUUUGUGUCUAAUUUGAACAUUGAGAGAAGAGUUGUGCAGCUGAAACAUGGCUUGAAAGCUCUGUACCAAGAUUAUGCAUUAAAGCUGAAAGGUCUGAUCGGUGCAUUUGAGAAACUAGUGAGUGAUGUGGGCAACCGUUUCAGUGAGGCAUUGGGUAAUUUGGAGGAAUUGGUUUUGAUGGGUAUGCAGAUUGACAAAGCUGUUGAAAUGCUACCAAAGCACAUCAAGGUUUUGAUAUUUUCCAUCAUUGAGGAUGUGAAAAAUACUCUUAGCUCGAUUAACACCCAAAGUUACACAAAGCUGAAUGAGAUCUUACAUCCUGCCAGUGCUGAGCACAAGCUUGACAGUCAGAUUCCUGCAAUUUCGACAUCUCUUCUAGUGCCAUGUUUUGGAAAACUCUAUGGUCAAGUCAGAAUCAGCAGCCCUGUCUACAACAUCAGAACCUCUGCAGAGUUCAAGAAUGCCUCGGAGAAAUACCCUUUGUUCACAGCUUUUAUUAAGACUAAAGGAACCUCUGCAAACCUUGAGGUUCUGAAUUACAAUCUAGAAUCCACAGCGCAGAUAUCGAUCCCUGAGAAGAGUCCUGUAAUGGUGUCUGAAACUUUCAAGUUAACACACAUUGAAUUGGCUUUAGAUCAACAGGCAUUGUUGACUAUGAAUGGAUCUGCCUCUAACGAUACUUUCUUUCUUGAAACUUCAUACAAGUGCCGGGUGAACAUCCCCUCACACUCACUGUCUGGUUAAGUCAGUCUGAUUCAGAAGGCAGUAUCUUGCCAGGAUGAUGCUACAAUCACACUGACAGUUAAAAAUGAAGGAACCGGCAAAUUUGCUCUUCAAGACUUCUCUGUGGAAGGCACCCAUGAGAGUGACCUGCAUGUUAACAUGGGC